AUGCCCAGGACGCCACCUGAGCCCUCCUCACAGCCAUCAUCCGCAGGACGUCACCAGAGCCCUCCUCACAGCCAUCAGCCCCAGGACGCCACCAGAGCCCUCCUCACCGACACCAGAGCCAGGACGCCACCAGAGCCCUCCUCACGACCACCAGCCCCAGGACGCCACCAGAGCCCUCCUCACCGACACCAGAGCCAGGACGCCACCAAAGCCCUCCUCACCAACACCAGAGCCAGGACGCCACCAGAGCCCUCCUCACCGACACCAGAGCCAGGACGCCACCAGAGCCCUCCUCACGACCACCAGCCCCAGGACGCCACCAGAGCCCUCCUCACCGACACCAGAGCCAGGACGCCACCAGAGCCCUCCUCACCGACACCAGAGCCAGGACGCCACCAGAGCCCUCCUCACGAUCACCAGCCCCAGGAAGCCACCAGAGCCCUCCUCACAGCCAUCAGCCCCAGGACGCCACCAGAGCCCUUCUCACGACCACCAGCCCCAUGA
This is a messenger RNA of Bufo bufo (common toad), 504 nucleotides long. Its product is annotated as splicing factor 3A subunit 2-like. The transcript has a single exon. The record is from RefSeq and is a predicted model, not a curated record. Lineage: Eukaryota; Metazoa; Chordata; Amphibia; Anura; Bufonidae. The coding region runs from base 1 to 504 and encodes 167 amino acids.